Messenger RNA from Acanthochromis polyacanthus (spiny chromis), 3212 nucleotides. RefSeq names its product transforming growth factor-beta receptor-associated protein 1. The transcript is spliced from 10 exons. The record is from RefSeq and is a predicted model, not a curated record. Gene Ontology annotation, cellular component: membrane; cytoplasm. Gene Ontology annotation, biological process: intracellular protein transport; vesicle-mediated transport; endosomal vesicle fusion. Bases 280 to 2976 code for a protein of 898 amino acids. Lineage: Eukaryota; Metazoa; Chordata; Actinopteri; Pomacentridae.
CGGGGGAGGUGAAGCUACUUUACACUUCAUAAACUUUGUGGAGGAAUCAGAGGAAGGUUGAACAGCAGAGAGGUAGGGACGUCUUAUUGUACAUUUUUCACAGGAAAAGAACUGCAGCUUUGAUUUAGUCGGACAUGUUUUCUAAGGAUUCUUCUUCACAGUGAAAAGACUUGGCAUUAAAGAACUCCCUUCCUCCCCGCGUGCCGGUGAAUUAUUACUCGACUUGAGCUGCGUUUGCCUUUUUUACCUUUGCAUAUCCAACAUCCAUACAUUUCUGAAAUGGCUUUUAAAGCAUUCACACUAGAACAAGUCUUUGAAAAGCUAGCAGCCUCGAAAGAGAGGGACAAAUCCAGCAUCCAGUGUGUCGAGUGUUAUGACCGAAAUGUGUAUAUAGGGACCAAAGACGCAACAGUCCAGCACCUCUUUCUUACCCUUGGUACACAUGGAGACCAGAGCAAAACUAGAGAAGGUAGGGCAAGAAAACUAGGCUCAAGCAGCUCGGUAACCCAACUGAGGGCAGUUCCACUUUUCAACCAUCUGCUGGUCCUGUGGGACCGGUGCGUUACUGCCCUCAACAUGUUCUCCUUGGAGCCUGUUCCUGCUCUGAAGAAAAUCCAGCAUGUGUCUUUGUUUGAACUGUGCGAAUCGUCACUGGCAGCGCAGGCAGCAUGUGUGGAGAUGGUGACGUCCUCCAGCCGCCGGAAAGUGAUCCGGAUCCAUGCGGUGGGAGUUGACAGGUGGGAGGUCGUAAAGGAAGUCCCUCUGCUCCAAGACCCUGUGGCUUUGGCAGUAGAUGGUACAAGUCUGUGCAUUGCCACCAGCGACAGGUAUCUCCUGUGCGACAUCCAGACUGGGAGCACUGAGGAGCUUUUUCCUCAUCAGCACAGCAGGCAGCAUGCCAUCGUCACCUCAGUGGGUCGAGGGGAGUUCCUCCUGAACGGCCCCGGAUUUUUGGGCAUGUUUGUGAUGAAGACGGGGAUAUGCCAGCGCCCUCCCCUGCAGUGGCCUCAGGAGGUGCUGGCAGCCGGAGUAUGUUUCCCUUACAUCCUAACCCUGCAGCCCCAAAUGCUGUCUGUCUACAGCAUGUUAGAUCAGCAGCACAAACAGACUGUGAGUCUCAGCGGAGCAAAGGGUCUGAUUUCCACAUCAGGUAAACCAGGCAACAUCGAUUCAUCAACUCAUGCAGGCAGAUCGUACACCUCCAGCCUGACAAAUUGUGUGUUUUGUGUUUUAUUUAAAAAGACGUCACCGUGUUUGUUUCAGUUUGUACUAAUUCAGUCAAUCAUUCUUGCACCUACCAACACACUGCAAACCAAAAACAAAUCUCUCCUUCAAGACGGCGCAUUAGUGUUCACGGAGAGAGACGUUUUCUGCCUGAGCCUGGUGCCAUUCGAAGAGCAAAUCCAAGCACUUGUAGGACAUGAGAAAGUGGAGGAGGCCUUAUUGCUGCUGGAUGGAGUUCAAAGCCAUCGUCCACUUGAGUCAUACAAGGAGCUGCAGAAGGCCAUCACUUGCCUGGCUGGAUUUGCUCAUUUUUACCGGGAGGAUUUUUCUGAGGCCAGAGAUUUAUUCAUUAAAGGUGAGCUGGACCCCAGAGAAAUCAUCCGCCUCUAUCCUGGCAUGCAGUUGUGUCUCGGCGAGGACUUUCAAUCUCAUCUUGAUCAAGUGAACAAGGGCAGGGAUCUCCAGGUGCUCUGGCAGGACGACAGAAACACAUUUCAUCAUUACCUGGCCUUCCUGGGAGACUUUCUCAGAGCAGUCAGAGGCACAGAGCAAGGCCUAAAGUGCAGUAAGGAAGUGGACGGCGCCCUCCUGAGGCUGUAUGUAGAACUGGGAGACACUGAGAAUCUACUGCAGCUUGUGGAUUCUCCUAAUGAGUGCAGCCUGGAUCAGUGCGUCCCUGUUCUGGAGCAACACAACAGAUUUUUUGCAUUAGGUUUCCUCUACGAGAGCCAUGGGUUGCAAAAUGAUGCACUAAAGACCUGGGUGAAGAUUACAGAUGGCUUCCACAAAGACUCUUCCUGCUCAGAUGUGUAUGGACACAUAGUGAGGACUCUGAGUCAGCUGGAAGACAAAGACACUGUGUGGGCAUUUGCAGACUGGACUCUGCAAAGAAACCAGGAGAUAGGGGUGCAGAUUUUCACCAAGCGUCCUCCGGAUGAUCAAUUUGAGACACAAAACAUCCUCACUUUCUUGGAGAAGUAUCCCCUGGCAUUGCUUUCAUAUCUUGAGUUUUUAAUCCAUGAUUUGAAUAGCGAGGAGGAGAGGUAUCACAACCGUCUGGCCGUGGCAUAUGUUAAUCAGACGCUGCAAGAGGAAGAGGAAACAAAGUCGGAUGCGAGGGAGACCAGAGGGAAGUUGCAGCAGAUGCUAUGGGAUUCCGAAUUCUAUGACAUCUCCACUGUGUAUGACAGAGUGAAGUCAACAACCCUGCACCCGGAGAAAGCCAUUCUCCUCGGCAGGGCUGGUGAACACUCCACAGCACUGCAGCUGCUUGUUCAUGAGGAGAAAGACCUCCAGGCUGCAGAGGUCUUCUGCUGCAGGGCGGCUCAGGGCCGAGGCACACACUUCAGACAGGUCCUGCUGCUGAACCUGCUCCAGAUCUACCUGAGCUCUGAGGCUCUCACAGGCGCUGCCGUGGAUCUGCUCAACAGUCACCCUCAGCUGUUUGCAUUGGAGAAGGUGAUCCAGCUGCUCCCUGAAUCCUGGUCUGUUCAGCUGGUGUCCCCGUUCAUAGUUGGAUCUCUGAGGAAAACCUUCCACCAGAGGCAGAUGGCGAGGGUGCAAAAGGCUUUGGCCCAGGCCGAGCUCUUAAGGCACAAGGUCAUGUGGAUGCAGGCUUCCCAAACAAAGUUCAGGGUGGGAAAGGAGCAGAAGUGUAGUGUUUGUCAGAGAAACCUUGUGGGUCCACAGUUUGUCCGUAACCUGCAAGGUGAGCUGAUGCACACAAGCUGCACUGGCUACUCUGCAUCGUAAAGACAUUGAUACACCAGACUGUUUCCUGUUUUUGCACUAGUAUGUGUCUCUGCACUGUUGAGAAUCAUUUUUACUGGAUAAGUAUCUGCUUUCUACCUGAUCAUUUUUCUAGAUUAGACUGGGCCAUCGAUGUAAACUUUGUACAAGGAUUCAAUUCAUGGACAUUGGAACACACACAUUCUCUAAUUAGAUAAAAGAAAAUGCAUUGUGUAAAUAAAUGGUUUGAAAAUGCAAAA